CCUGGAGCUGCGAGAGGGAGGGAGAGAGAAGAAAGGCGCGCGCGCUAGCGACUGGCGAGGGAGAUGGGCAGCUUGGAGCUCUAUCGCAAAUCCACCAUCGGCAUAGGCCUCACGGAUGCUCUGGACGAGAUGGUAACGAACGGCAGCAUUCCUCCUCUUCUCGCCGUGCGUGUGCUCAUGCAGUUCGACAAAUCGAUGGGUGAGGCACUGCAGAGCAAAGUGCGAGCUAAGACGACCUUCAAGGGCCACUUGCGCACAUACAGGUUUUGCGACAACAUCUGGAUCUUUUUGCUGGAGAACGCGACGUUCAAGACGGAUAACGAGGUCCAGCAUGUGGAUCGGGUGAAAAUCGUUGCCUGCGACGCCAAGAUCCUGGCCCGGCCAGCAUGAAAACCCCAUGAAGGCACGAAUGAUAAUAUCAAGUAAGUCGUGAAAGGCAAAGCUCUUAGCAUUUUGUAUUAUGGAAGCAGUCUGAAUGAAAAUCAUGAACCAGGGACACUCUCGUUUCGUGAUUA
This is a messenger RNA of Selaginella moellendorffii, 515 nucleotides long. Its product is annotated as transcription initiation factor IIA subunit 2. Bases 64 to 390 code for a protein of 108 amino acids. Gene Ontology annotation, biological process: transcription initiation at RNA polymerase II promoter; RNA polymerase II preinitiation complex assembly. Gene Ontology annotation, molecular function: TBP-class protein binding; RNA polymerase II general transcription initiation factor activity. NCBI's taxonomy places the organism in Eukaryota, Viridiplantae, Streptophyta, Lycopodiopsida, Selaginellales, Selaginellaceae. The record is from RefSeq and is a predicted model, not a curated record. Gene Ontology annotation, cellular component: transcription factor TFIIA complex. The transcript is spliced from 3 exons.